This is a messenger RNA of Elaeis guineensis (African oil palm), 6153 nucleotides long. Lineage: Eukaryota; Viridiplantae; Streptophyta; Magnoliopsida; Arecales; Arecaceae. The record is from RefSeq and is a predicted model, not a curated record.
AUGGCCAAGGUGAUAUCUAGGCCGAGUAGUGUAACUUCUCCACAAAAGAUGAUAGCUUUCAUGCAAUUGAAGCACACCAUCUUUCUCCUCCUCCUCCAACACAUCGUCUCCGGACAUGGUCAACCGCUCCAGUAUCGUCGACACCGAGCAAUUCUCCAAGAGAAGGCCACCCUCUUGUCCUUCAAGAACACCAUAAUAUCUCCACCACAAGCAGCUCUCGCAAAUUGGAACGAGUCCACCGAUGUUUGUGACUUCAUAGGUGUCAUCUGCGAUCGAUGGCGACUCCAUGUCGUGCGUCUCCAACUUCGUGGCAGGCUUGUCUCCAGCCCCCUGUCCCCUGUCCUCGCCAACCUCUCCAGCCUUCGCGAGCUAGACCUCUCCAAUAAUAGUCUCACAGGGCACAUUCCUCAUGAAUAUUACUCCAACCUACGGCACCUCAAGAUCCUAGACCUAUCAACCAACUCUCUCGAUGGCCAAAUUCCACCAUCUCUCGCCAACCUUACUGGACUCGAAUGGUUGCGACUGUCGGGAAACCAUCUCGAUGGCCCGAUUCCCGCCUCGAUCUUUCGCAACUGCAGUAAAUUACGAGAUGUGGACUUCUCGUUCAAUUAUCUCACCGGUGAGAUCCCUUCGGAGGCCCGAAUUUAUCUGCCAAACUUGAGAAUUCUCAACCUUUACUCGGAUAAUUUGACUGGAAAAUUACCAACGUGGCUUUCCAAUUCAUCAUUCCUAAGUCAGCUGGAUGUGGAAUGUAACUUCCUUUCAGGUGAACUGCCUUCGGACAUUGUCUCGAACAAGACAUACCUUGAAGGUCUUCGCUUGUCUUAUAACAAUUUUUCAAGCCACCAUAACAACACUGACUUGAGACCAUUUUUCUUAGCUAUUUCCAACUGCUCAAACCUGCGGGAACUUGAAAUGGAAGGACUAGCGCUUGGUGGACCAAUGCCUCAAAUUGUCGGUGGAGUCGCCAAAAGUUUAUCCGAAAUUCAGUUGGGUGAUAACAGGAUCCUUGGACCCAUCCCUCCUGACAUUGGCUAUCUUUUCAAUAUCACGCUAUUGAAUCUGUCGAGCAACCUUCUCAAUGGAACUAUUCCAAAUCUGAUCGGCCAACUUCCAAAGUUAGAGCGCCUAAUCUUGUCCAAUAAUUUCUUAAGUGGUCCGAUUCCUCCAGAGAUUGGAAACAUUAGCUCAAUCGGUCUGCUUGAUUUGUCCAACAACAAAUUAUCUGGUGAAAUCCCAAGGAGCCUUGGAAAUCUAAGCCUUAUCAGCGAGAUUCAUCUUCAGAAGAACGAGCUUUAUGGGGAAAUACCCGCUAGUCUUGGAAGGUGCAUCAGCUUACUAAAACUAGAUCUGUCAUACAAUAGAUUAACAGGUAGGAUACCCCGAGAUAUGUCAGGCAUUGUAAAGAUUUCCUUUAACCUUUCACACAAUCAGCUUCAAGGUCCUUUGCCGAUAGAGCUUAGCAAGAUGGAUCAGGUCCAAGAGAUUGAUUUGUCAUCGAAUAACCUCACUGGUGAAGUGAUAUCUCAGCUGUCAGCAUGUGCUGAACUGAAGCUCAUCAACCUCUCACACAAUUCUCUUCAAGGACAGCUUCCCAAAUCAUUUGGAGAUCUCCAAAACCUUGAGACUCUUGACGUUUCUUUCAAUUACUUGACUGGGGAGAUUCCAUUGAACCUUAACGAAUGUACCGGUCUUACCCAUUUGAAUCUUUCAUACAAUGACUUCAAUGGACCAAUACCCGUUGGUGGAGUCUUCUCAUUAUUCACCAAUCUAUCCUAUCUUGGAAAUCAACAUUUAUGUGGCUCAGUCGUCGGACAGGCAUGUUUCGAACGAAAAAGAUGGCUGCACUCACAUAAAUUCUUGAUCAUCAUUUGUGUCAGUACUUCAUUAUUAGCAUUGUUAUUACUGGCAUUAUGUUGCGCGAUUGGAAUUAGAAAGACCCGAAGCUGGAUUUUCAGAGGGAGAGAUGACAGUUUUGGUAGCUUAUCUCUGGUGCUAAAAUCAAGUUUCCCACGAAUCACCUACCGAGAACUCGUCGAGGCAACCGGAGAAUUUGAUCAGGAUAGGUUAAUUGGUUCUGGCAGCUAUGGACGGGUCUACAAAGGAGUAUUAAGAGAUGGAACCAUUGUUGCAGUGAAAGUACUGCACCUCCAAACUGGCAAUUCCACGAAGAGCUUCAACAGAGAAUGCCAGGUUCUGAAGAGAAUUAGACAUAGGAACCUUAUGAGAAUCAUUACAGCAUGUAGCCGACCGGAUUUUAAGGCUUUGGUCCUUCCUUUCAUGGCCAACGGCAGCCUCGAGAGCUUUCUGUAUUCAGGAUCUUCGGAACUAAGCUUGAUCCAGAGGGUGAAUAUUUGCAGUGAUAUAGCUGAAGGAAUAGCCUACUUGCAUCACCACUCCCCUGUGAAGGUCAUACACUGUGAUCUGAAGCCCAGCAAUGUGCUUCUUAACGAUGAUAUGACUGCUUUGGUCUCUGAUUUUGGGAUUGCAAGGCUGGUGAUGAAUGUUGGAGCAGGGAACGCCACAGAGGCUGACGACAUGGGGACUUCGACUGCAAAUAUGCUCCGGGGGUCCAUCGGAUACAUAGCACCAGAGUACGGAUUUGGCUCCGAUGCAUCAACCAAGGGAGAUGUUUACAGCUUCGGCGUUGUAGUCCUUGAAAUGGUCGCCAGGAAGAGACCCACAGACGAAAUGUUCAAAGGUGGUUUGAGCUUACCCAACUGGGUGAAGAGCCACUACAUUGGGAGGAUGGAGACGGUCAUCGAUGCCUCCUUGGUGACUGCUGUGAAGAAUCAGACAUAUGAAGUGAAAAGAAUGUGGGAGGUGGCAAUUGGAGAGUUGGUAGAUUUGGGUCUACUCUGCACCCAGGAGAGCCCGUCGAGUAGGCCGACGAUGCUGGAUGCUGCUGAUGACUUGGGUCGCUUGAAGAGGUAUCUUUCGGGUGACACAACCGCCAGUUUUGCCACCUCUUUGGGAAUGUCAUCUUCCACAACUGGGGAGGAUCCAGGCGCAAGCAUAUCAAACUUUGAACUAGUAUCUAAAUUCCUUUGCUCGAUGGAAUUACUCAUGCCAGAAUACGAAGAAACCGUGCGAAGGAACAUAUCACGGCCAAAGUGCUAUGUAGGCCUAGCUAGUAGUGUAACUUCUCCACGAAAGAUGAUAGCUUUCAUGGGAUUGAAGAAGCACACCAUCUUUCUCCUCCUCCUCCUCCUCCUCCAACACAUCGUCUCGGGACACAAUCACCCACUCCCAGAUCGCCGACACCGAGCAACUCUCCAAGAGAAGGCCACCCUCCUGUCCUUCAAGAACACCAUAACCUCUCAAUCUCAAGCAGCACUCGCAAAUUGGAACGAGUCCGCCGAUGUUUGUGACUUCAUAGGUGUUGGUUGCGAUAGAUGGCGACUCCAUGUCGUGCGUCUCCCACUUGGCGGCAUGCUUCUCUCCAGCCCCCUCUCCCCUAUCCUUGCCAACCUCACCAGCCUUCGCGAGCUAGACCUGUCCCAUAAUCUUCUCACAGGGCUCAUUCCAUAUGAAUUCUCCAACCUACGGCACCUCGUGAUCGUAAACCUGUCAGGAAACCUUCUCCAUGGCCCAAUUCCACUCUCUCUCGCCAACCUCACCGGACUUGGAUGGCUGGACCUGUCCAACAACCAUCUCACGGGGCACAUUCCGAUCCCAGCCUUGAUCUUUGGCAACUGCACUCAAUUAUGUGUCAUUGACUUCUCGUCCAAUGAUCUCACUGGCGAGAUCCCUUCGGAGGCCCGAAUUUAUUUGCCAAGCCUGUGGACCCUCAAUCUUUACUCAAAUAAUUUGACCGGAAAAUUACCAUCAUGGCUUUCAAAUUCAUCAGUCCUCAGACAACUGGAUGUCGCAUAUAACUUCCUUUCAGGUGAACUGCCUUCGGACAUCGCCUGGAACAAGCCAAACCUCGAAGUUCUCCAUUUGUCUUAUAACAAUUUUUCAAGCCACCAUAACAACACCGACUUGAGACCAUUCUUCUUAGCUAUUUCCAACUGCUCGAACCUGCAGGAACUUGAAAUCGAAGGACUAGCGCUUGGUGGACCAUUGCCUCAAAUUGUAGGUGGAGUCGCCAAAAGUUUAUCCAAAAUUCAGUUGGGUGAUAACAGGAUCUUUGGACCAAUCCCUCCUGACAUUGGCUAUCUUUUUAAUGUCACGCUAUUGAAUCUGUCGAGCAACCUUCUCAGUGGAACUAUUCCAACUCUGAUCGGCCAACUUCCAAAGUUAGAGCGACUAAUCUUGUCCAAUAACUUCUUGAGUGGCGCGAUUCCUCCAGAGAUUGGAAACAUUAGCUCAAUUGGUCUGCUGGACUUAUCCAACAACAAAUUAUCAGGUGAAAUCCCAAUGAGCCUUGGAAAUCUAAGUCUUAUCGGUGAGAUUCAUCUUCAGAAGAACCAGCUUUAUGGAGAAAUACCUGCCAGUCUUGGAAGGUGCAUUAGCUUACUAAAACUAGAUCUGUCAUACAAUAGAUUAACUGGAGGAAUACCCCUGGAAGUGUCAGGCAUUGUGAAGAUUUCCUUUAACCUUUCACACAAUCAGCUUCAAGGUCCUUUGCCGAUAGAGCUUAGCAAGAUGGAUCAAGUGCAAGAGAUUGAUUUGUCAUCGAAUAACCUCUCUGGUGAAGUGAUAUCUCAGCUGUCAGCAUGUGCUGAACUGAAGCUCAUCAACCUCUCACACAAUGCUCUUCAAGGACAGCUUCCCAAAUCAUUUGGAGAUCUCCAAAACCUUGAGACUCUUGAUGUUUCUUUCAAUUACAUGGGUGGGGAGAUUCCAUUGAGACUUAACAAAUGCACCCGUCUCACCCAUUUGAAUCUUUCAUACAAUGACUUCAAUGGACCAAUACCCGCUGGUGGAAUCUUCUCAUUAUUCGCCAAUCUAUCCUAUCUUGGAAAUCCACAUUUAUGUGGCUCAGUCGUCAGACGUGCUUGUUUCAAACGACGAAGGUGGCUGCACUCGCGUAAAUUCUUGAUCACCAUUUGUGUCAGUGCUUCAUUAUUAGCAUUGUUACUGGCAUUAUGUUGUGUGAUUGGAAUUAGAAAGACCAGAGGCAGGAUUUUCAGAGGUAGAAAUGACACUUCUGGCAGCUCGUCUCUGGUGCUAAAAUCAAGUUUCCCACGAAUCACCUACCGAGAACUCGUCGAGGCAACCGGAGAAUUUGAUCGGGAUAGGUUAAUUGGUUCUGGGAGCUAUGGACGGGUCUACAAAGGAGUAUUAAGAGAUGGGACCAUUGUUGCAGUGAAAGUACUGCACCUCCAAACUGGCAAUUCCACGAAGAGCUUCAACAGAGAAUGCCAAGUUCUGAAGAGAAUUAGACAUCGGAACCUCAUAAGAAUCAUUACAGCAUGUAGCCGACCAGAUUUCAAGGCUUUGGUUCUUCCUUUCAUGGCCAACGGCAGCCUCGAGAGCUUUCUGUAUUCAGGAUCUUCCGAACUAAGCUUGAUUCAGAGGGUGAAUAUUUGCAGUGAUAUAGCUGAAGGAAUAGCCUACUUGCAUCACCACUCCCCUGUGAAGGUCAUACACUGUGAUCUGAAGCCCAGCAAUGUGCUUCUUAACGAUGAUAUGACUGCUUUGGUCUCUGAUUUUGGGAUUUCAAGGCUGGUGAUGAAUGUUGGAGCGGGGAACACGACUGGGGCUGACUACAUGGGGAGUUCGACUGCAAAUAUUCUCAGGGGUUCUAUUGGAUACAUUGCACCAGAGUACGGAUUUGGCUCGGAUGCAUCAACCAAGGGAGAUGUUUACAGCUUCGGCGUUGUAGUCCUUGAAAUGGUCGCCAGGAAGAGACCCACACACGAAAUGUUCAAAGGUGGUUUGAGCUUGCCCAACUGGGUGAAGAGCCACUAUAGUGGGAGGAUGGAGACGGUCAUCGAUGCCUCCUUGGUGACUGCUGUGAAGAACGAGACGUAUGAAGUGAAAAGAAUGUGGGAGGUGGCAAUUGGAGAGUUGGUAGAUUUGGGUCUACUCUGCACCCAGGAGAGCCCAUCGAGUAGGCCUACGAUGCUGGAUGCUGCUGCUGACUUGGGUCGCUUGAAGAGAUAUCUUUCGGGCGACACGACCGCCAGUUUUACCUCCUCUUUGGGAAUGUCGUCCUCCACCAUUGGGGAGGAUCCAGGCGCAAGCAUAUCCAACUUUGAUUAA